UCCAGUGGUCCCACCCCCCUUAAAACGAUAAUUUCGUGUUAUUUUUCAAUCCAAAACUCAAUAUUCUUGGUAUAUUGAAGUGUAGGAAUAAGUUUCUAAGGUUGGAUUUCGGAAUAGAGCGGCGUAUAACAUAUUUCAAAAACUCCAAAAAAGCUUCAAUCUAGGUAUUUCACUAUGAAUUUUCUAUUACAUUGUUAAAUAUAGUAUUACCCUAAGCAUGAUCAUUGUAUAACUGUUGUGCACUACUCGUUUUUUUUUUUUUUUUUUUUUUUUUUUUUUUUUGCGUUUUUGGGCAGUCCGUGCACUGUUGGGACUGCCCAUUUUUUCAUUUUUUUUUUUCAUUUGUUUAUCUAUUGUUAAUUAGUUAAUUAUUUAUUGCUUGUUUAUUUAGUAUUUGUUAAUUGUUGGAUUAGCGACUUAAGUAUUUGUUAAUUGUUGGAUUAGCGACAUAAGUAUUUAUUAAUUGUUAGACUAGCUAUUUCAAUUGUUAGACUGGCUAAUUAUUUAUUUUGUUUUUGUUAAGCCAAUUGUUUAUUUGUUAAUAAUUUCUUAAUUGUUUCAUUAGUUAAUUAAUUGUUUAUUUGUUAAAUAUACGAUAAUAAUUUAUUAUUUUUUUGAUUAGUUACUUAAUUGUUUAUUUAUUAAAUAUGUGAUAAUAACUUGUUAAUUAUUUGAUUAGUUAGUUAUUUGUUUAUUUAUUAAUUAUUUAUACUAAUUGUAUGCUAACUAAUUGUUAAUUAUUUGACUUAUCUUUAUACUUUAGGAAUGAAAACCCUUAGUUUAGGAUUCUUAACCCGUAGCUUAGGAUUGAAAACCCUUAAUAUAAUUUUCUAUAAAAGAUUACAUAACUAAUAUUACUUGUUAAUGAUUUAUUUAAAAUACGUAAAACAGAUGGGUCACCACAAUCUUUAAUAAAAUAUUCGAUAAAAGAUUACAUAACUAAUACUAAUACUACUUGUUAAUGAUUUAUUUAAAAUGCGUAAAAUAGAUGGAUCACCACCCUCUUGAUCCGGGGCCCUUCGACCGACAGUUACUGUAUCUUCAGCCCGAGCAUAGGUCGCAACAUAUAUGGACAUCCGACCUGCAGCCUGAGUCUCAGGUUCGUACCCGGUUAGGGGACUCAGCAUGGGAGAUCUUAGCUGCUCGCCCACCACAUCCUCGUGUCCUGGAUAUACUACGUCGGGGCGGUAUCUACCGGUGCGUCGAAGUUGGUCGGGUACAGCACGAUAGGUCGCUAGUGACGGCAUUGAUUGAGAGGUGGCGACCGGAGACGCACACAUUUCAUCUCCGCACCGGUGAGACUACCAUUACCCUUCAGGAUGUGGAGGUCAUUUAUGGGCUACAGGUUGAUGGACGCCCAUUGUAUAUUGAGGAGCCUCCUAUGUUGCCGCCUUACCGGGGUGAGUUGAUUAGGCUCACCGGUUUCGCGGCUCUGGAUGGUCAUAUUUCCGGCCAGAGUCGGCUUUUGUUGUCGGCCCUUUACGCUCACUUGCGCCUCACAGACAUGCAGCAUCUGAUUGGAGAGGACACGCCUCAGGCUGAUGUUGAUCGACGUGCGCGUCUAUACCUACUCAUCAUAUUAGGGGCCAUCCUAUUCCCGAACACUUCGGGUUCGCAUAUGAGCUUGAGGUAUCUUCGGUAUAUCGACGAUCUCGCCGAGAUAGGAUGUUAUAGUUGGGGCGCUGCUGUGCUGGCCUACAUGUAUCGAGGAUUAUGCCGAUGUUCUAUGGGCACGAGGGUAGAGGUCCCUGCAUUUUGCUCGCUUCUUCAGAUAUGGGUGUGGACUAGGUUGAGACCUUUUCAGCCCAUACCAGCUGACCCUCCCGCUGACUAUCUUACUGUCCCGAUGCCAUACGCGCGGAGAUGGUCGCGAGGCGUACGCCGACGUGUGGAGACGCACCACAGCCUUCUCCCGUUUAGGGAUCAGCUAGACCGCAUGACGGCGCAGACGGUAUGUUCAUAUUUUGGAUUCACACGCUAGACCACAUAACUACUAUUUUAGUCUUUUGUUGUUAACUAGUUCAAUUCUUUUUACAGGCUUUUAUAUGGACGUCGUAUGAUCAUAUUUUGGAUGAGCUGCCGGCGUUUUGUAGGGCUGGUCAGCACAUGUGGAUGUCGCGGUGUCCAUUGAUACAUAUGGAUAUCGUUGAGUAUCACGCGCCCGACCGCGUGUUACGGCAG
Lycium barbarum (goji berry) is the source of this 2181-nucleotide messenger RNA. Its product is annotated as serine/threonine-protein phosphatase 7 long form homolog. Lineage: Eukaryota; Viridiplantae; Streptophyta; Magnoliopsida; Solanales; Solanaceae. The coding region runs from base 989 to 1981 and encodes 330 amino acids. The transcript is spliced from 2 exons. Gene Ontology annotation, biological process: meristem development; meristem maintenance. The record is from RefSeq and is a predicted model, not a curated record.